GAGUGAACAGAGAGGACUUGGUUCCAAAUGUUGUUUCAAAGCGUGGACCUGAAGCCAAGAGAUGUUGGGUUCAGGUUUUGGUCAUAUUUGAAAGCUUUUUGAGUUACUGUGUUGACAAUUAAUUAAUUCACCGGUAUCGCCGUAAGACAAUGGCGACGGCGGGGUUGUACCGACGCCUUCUUUCUUGUCCCCCUGCUGUUGAAUUUGCUUCCUCUCAAGGCAAGCAACUUUUUCUUGAAGCCAUUCAAAAUGGAAACAUGGAAGGCUUUUAUAGGUUGGUUUCGUAUUUUCAAACACAAUCGGAGCCUGCCUUUUGUGGCCUCGCGAGCUUGUCCAUGGUCCUCAAUGCUCUUGCCAUUGAUCCUGGCAGGAAAUGGAAAGGACCUUGGAGAUGGUUUGAUGAAUCUAUGUUGGACUGUUGCGAACCUCUCGAAGAGGUCAAGGCUAGAGGCAUAUCAUUUGGGAAACUUGUAUGUUUGGCUCAUUGUGCUGGAGCAAAAGUUGAAGCCUUUCAUGCAAGCCAUAGCAGCAUUGAUGAUUUUCGUAGAUAUGUCAUGAAGUGUUCAACUUCUGAUGAGUGUCACGUAAUCUCAUCAUACCACAGAGCUGCUCUCGAACAAUCAGGAACAGGUCACUUUUCUCCGAUCGGAGGCUAUCAUGUUGCAAAGGACAUGGCACUUAUUUUGGAUGUUGCACGUUUUAAGUAUCCUCCCCAUUGGGUCCCACUCACACUUCUUUGGGAAGGCAUGAAUUAUGUUGAUGAAUCCACUGGACAAUCCAGAGGGUUCAUGCUUAUAUCAAGGCCUCACAGAGAACCAGGCAUGCUUUAUACUCUGAGCUGCAAACAUGAGAGUUGGAUUAGUAUUGCAAAAUUCCUAAUGGAUGAUGUUCCUGUUCUAUUAAAAUCAGAGGAUGUGAAAGAUGUUCAUAAGGUUCUUUCAGUUAUAGUCACAUCCCUUCCAUCUAAUUUUGAAGAAUUCAUCAAGUGGGUUGCAGAGAUCAGGAGGCGAGAGGAUGGUGGUCCAAGUUUAAGUGCAGAGGAGAAAGCAAGGCUAGCUGUCAAGGAAGAGGUAUUGAAACAAGUGCAGGAGACAGUGCUUUUCAAACAUGUGACCUCCUUUUUGUCAAAUUCUUGUGGCAGGCAAAAACCAAUUUCGGGUGAUGGAGACACCUUACCUGUCGUUGCUGCAAGUGUUUGUUGCCAAGGAGCAGAAAUUUUAGGUGGGAAACUCGGCUCAUCGGAAGGCUAUUGCUGUCGAGAAACAUGCACGAAAUGCUGGAAAGCUGAAGAUGACAAACCAAUAACAAUGGUUUGUGGGACUGUGGUAAAUGGUAACAGUGAGCAAGGGGUUGAUGUGCUGAUUCCUUCAUCAUCUGGGAGAUUAUGUUGCAGUUGCUCUAGCCCAAGUAAGUACAUUAGGAUGCACCCAGCUAGCACUGAUGUGCUAACAGUGCUUCUAUUGUCCUUACCAUCUACAACAUGGGCUGGCAUCACAGAUGAGCAGCUUUUGAGUGAAAUACAUGACCUUGUUUCAAUUGAAAAUCUUCCUACUUUGCUUCAGGAAGAGGUUCUGCACUUAAGACGACAGCUACACCUUCUCAAGAGAUGUCAAGAGGGUAAGGUAGAUGAGGAUCUCGGUGCUCCUUUCUCUUAGUAUCUCCCUCAUUUUUAAUCAUCCAUAUCAAGGCUGAGUCUCUCUCUCUAUUCCGGGGUCUCGUGACACUGUAAAUUUAUAUUACAGAACUUGGAACGCCUUCAACUCGCUUUAUGACACCUCAGGACGACAACCGAUGUACUUACUGAAGAUUGUUUUGUUUUAGUUUUUUGGAUAAUAUGCGACUGAAGAAAUUUUGUUGGCUCUUAAUUGAUAGAAUGCUUAUUUUUAUUCAUUUUCAUAUUCAUUAGUCCU
This is a messenger RNA of Gastrolobium bilobum, 1910 nucleotides long. RefSeq names its product glutathione gamma-glutamylcysteinyltransferase 1. The record is from RefSeq and is a predicted model, not a curated record. Lineage: Eukaryota; Viridiplantae; Streptophyta; Magnoliopsida; Fabales; Fabaceae. The transcript has 8 exons. Gene Ontology annotation, molecular function: glutathione gamma-glutamylcysteinyltransferase activity; metal ion binding. Bases 150 to 1655 code for a protein of 501 amino acids. Gene Ontology annotation, biological process: cellular detoxification of cadmium ion; phytochelatin biosynthetic process; response to metal ion.